AUGGACCUCUGCAAUAAGGAAGUGUUCGGGAACGAAGCGUUUCGAUCGCCGCAGUUCUCCGUCGCGUCGCACGCGAUUCGCGGCGGGCGCGGCUACGCCGGCCGCGACUGUUUCGUGCUCAUGCCCACGGGCGGGGGCAAGUCGCUGUGUUAUCAGCUCCCGGCGAUCAUCACGGGAGGGGUAACCGUCGUGUGCUCGCCGUUACUAUCGUUGAUUCAAGACCAAGUCAGGCACUUGGUGCACGACUACGACGUUCCGGCGACGUAUCUCUCGAGCGCGCAGACGGAGACGGACGCGCGCGCCGCGUUCGCCGAGCUCCGAAAAGAUAAACCCACGAUACGACUGCUGUACGUCACCCCGGAGAAACUCGCGAGCAGCGACGCGCUGUGGACGUGUCUAGAGGCUUUAUACGACAGCGGGCAGCUCGCGCGGUUCGUGAUCGACGAAGCGCACUGCGUGAGCAGCUGGGGCCACGACUUCAGGCCGGAUUACAAAAAGCUCGGCGCGUUGAAGAAGCGUUUCCCGGACACGCCGGUGAUGGCGUUGACCGCGACGGCGACGAUGACCGUCCGCGCGGACGUCCUCAAGUCGUUAGGGAUCGCGCGGACCGCGCGGUGCUUCACCGUGACGUUCAACCGGCCGAACAUCUCGCUCAUCGUGAAGCAUAAGAAGCGCAUGAGGGACGUGAGCGCGUUCGCGAAGUGGGUCGCGGAUCGAUACGGCGACAAGAAAGCGGGCAUCGUGUAUUGCCUCUCCCGGGACGAGACCGCGACGCUCGCGGCGGCGAUCAACGCCGAGCGCGCGCGGCGAUUCAAAACGGGCGAAAGGCCGGGCCCGGCCGCGGCGGCGUACAACGCGGGGGUGCCGCAGAAGGAGCGCACGCGGAUUCAAAACGCCUGGACCGCCGGCGACGUCCGCGUGUGCUGCGCGACCAUCGCGUUCGGGAUGGGCAUCGACAAGCCGGACGUUCGAUACGUCGUCCACUACAGCGCGCCGAAGAGUUUAGAGGGGCUGUACCAGGAGAUCGGGCGCGCGGGGAGGGACGGGAAGGAAGCCGAGGCGGUGACGCUGUACGCGGCGAGCGACAUCACGCGGUUGCGGCGGAUCAACGCGAUGCCGCAGCCGGGAGGGGGCAGGCGCGCCGACAGGAUCAAGAAAUCCGAGCCGCUGCUCCGGGAGGUCGAGGCGUUCCUCUUAAACCGCGUCGACUGCCGACGCGCGCGGUUGAUGUCCUACCUCGGCGAGGACGGAUUCGAGGCGAGGCGCUGCGGCGUGACGUGCGACGCGUGCGCGCGGAGGGCGGGGAUCGCGGGCGGGUUACUCGGCGAGGAGGACACGUGGGACGAAGACGCGAAGACGGACAAAGUCAUUCGGAAACCGGCGGGCUCCGGGGCGACGACGCGACGGAAGAAAGCAGCGGGGGGGAGGAAGAGGAAAGCGAAGCCGAAGACGACGACGCGCGCGAAGAAGAAGUGAAGCGAAGAAGCGGAGUAGACUAACGUAGGCGUUUAGAUUGCAAAGGGACCGCCGACCCGACGGCGGCGGCGGCGAAGACGACUCUCGGACGGUCGUUAAAAAAGACCUCCAUCGCUCUUCAUCACGCGAACGCGGCUCCGAGCCACAUGUGCAGCGGGAACUGAAUCACCGCGAGUAUCAGCAGCAGAUAGUUGUGCUUGCUCCCGUCCACGCCGUACCCCCCGCCGCCUCUCGCCUCGGAGAAGAUGAUCCGUUUCGUCCUUCACGAUGAACACCGCGCCCGCCGUCGCGCCCCAUCCGAUGGCGGCGAUCUUCGCGAAUUGCGCCCCCGGAAAUAGAAUCUUCACGCACGACGCCGCGCUCACCAACACGAACAUGUACCCGCAGUACGCCGCGAUGUCCAACACCGGCGCGGAGACGACGUGCUGCGCCGUGCUGCAGCUCCUGAGCGCCGUCCACACGAACGCGGACUCGAGGCACCAGAAACAAAAGCCUCGCCACGCGAAUCCGGCGGGGGACUCGGGCGUGAACUCUCC
This is a messenger RNA of Micromonas pusilla CCMP1545, 2012 nucleotides long. RefSeq lists its product as uncharacterized. Gene Ontology annotation, molecular function: nucleic acid binding; 3'-5' DNA helicase activity; four-way junction helicase activity. Bases 1 to 1476 code for a protein of 491 amino acids. The transcript has 2 exons. The record is from RefSeq and is a predicted model, not a curated record. Gene Ontology annotation, cellular component: cytoplasm; chromosome; nucleus. Gene Ontology annotation, biological process: double-strand break repair via homologous recombination. Lineage: Eukaryota; Viridiplantae; Chlorophyta; Mamiellophyceae; Mamiellales; Mamiellaceae.